Messenger RNA from Trichophyton benhamiae CBS 112371, 2061 nucleotides. RefSeq lists its product as uncharacterized. Gene Ontology annotation, biological process: regulation of transcription by RNA polymerase II. Gene Ontology annotation, molecular function: transcription coactivator activity. The record is from RefSeq and is a predicted model, not a curated record. Lineage: Eukaryota; Fungi; Ascomycota; Eurotiomycetes; Onygenales; Arthrodermataceae. The transcript has 2 exons. Bases 1 to 2061 code for a protein of 686 amino acids. Gene Ontology annotation, cellular component: SAGA complex.
AUGCCACCAGGUCUCGGGAAUAAGAACAAGGGCAAAGGCCGCGAGCCUAGAGGUUCCAGAAGCCGGAAUACCACACCCAGCUCUGCGCUCAGCACAAGCGCCAGCACAGUUACCGGAAUUGGCCUAUCCACGGGCUACCUCGAUACUGAUGUCUCCAAGCUGCUCGUGCCGACUGGCGUGCAGUAUUCCGACGUUCUUGAGAAAUUUGGAGGAGUAGGUCAGAUUCCGGAUCAGAGAACACUCGAAUCCCUGGUAGAACAAUUGAAGACUUUAGGGCAGCUUGCAGAGACCAGAGAAGAUGCAUGCAAUGCUGGCAUGAGAGAGCUGUCGCAAAAGCGAAAAGAGGUGCUAGAAGAGCAGAGAGAACGGGAACAAGUGGACCGGGACGCUGAAGAGAAACUACGAAUGAAAAGGGAGGCAGAUGAUGAUGAAGAGGAUUCACGGAUUCUUAAGGGAGGUAGAAUAAAAAAGCGGAAAGAAAAAAUCGUCCCGAAGGAGGAGAGACCGCUCUCCCAUGGUGCCCAUGGUGUUGCAAGACAGGAUGGCCCUGAAGGGAAAGUUGAUGACGCCCCUGUUGGCUCACCUAAAAGGGUACGAAAUCAACCGUCAAGCGCAUCAUCUCUGUCUCCACCGUCUUUCCAUUCGCCUCCCCCUGCUACUGCUGGUUCAACCGCAGGAAGUCCCGAGUCCGUGGACAGUUCAGAAUCCCAUCAACCAGAACCUGCUCCCGCCGUCCAUCAAUAUCAAGUUUUUGGGCCCGACCCUUUACAGUUUGACGACCCUACGGUAUACCAUAUUCGAGAAGUCACACCCAAUAUGUCAGUUGAAGAGAAGAAAAAGAUAUAUAGUGUUGCAAGCUUCCCUGAAUCCGACUUGAAGCAUUUGAUGGCUGGGGAACCACCGGAUAAGGAUUUUAGCAAUGCGAAACCCACGAACCAAGUCAGCGCCAAUACUUUUGCAACAUACCUAGAACCAUAUGUCCGACCCCUUACGGAGGAGGACAUAGCUUUCUUAAAGGAAAAGGUACGAACCUUGCACCGUGAAUUCUUUUUUAAUUCCACAGUAAAUCUGACUGUACAGGGCGAUCGUGCUACUCCCUUCCUAAUGCCCCGUCGUGGGAAAAAACAUUAUAGUGACAUUUGGGCUGAAGAGGAUGGUAUAAAUAUAGACUCAAUAAACCAGGACCGAGACAAGUUACCCCUAAAUCAAGGCAGGGGUAGUAUUGACCAGAUAACAGAUGAGACCUGUGAGACGGACCAAGUUUCAGUUCCUCCUAUGCUCAGUCGAUUAUACUCUCUUUUACGUUACGAGCAUCGUACCCUUCCUGAUGAUGCAGGUCAACCUGGGAACGAAGAGUCAACUGCAAAUGGAAACACAAAUGCUGACGGCUCAAUGGAUAUUGACCAGCAAAAUGGAGACACAGAGCCAAAGCAGCUAAGUUCAGCCACCUCAUUCCCUGAAUCUUCCUUAAGCGGGUUCAAGGUUCCAGCCGCCAAGCUAGACCAUGCCCAGCUUGACGAACGAUUAAAGGCAGAGCUUCGGUAUAUCGGCUUCCUGGGGCCUGAGGACAAUCCAGACUAUGAUGCCCACUAUGAUGACGAUAUCGCCGAACGUCUCCGCAUCCUUCAAUCAGAGCUUAAGAAACAAAUGAUCAUUAACGGCGCACGGAAAACUCGCUUACUAGAUAUUGCUCGCGAGCGGUUGGCUUAUCAGGAAUACAGCACCAUACUCGACGACCUUGACACUCAGGUACAACAGGCAUAUCUUAAACGAACACGUACUCUGGGCAAGAGCAAGAAAGGCUCUCAUGCGAAACAUAGGCCUGGUGGUGCAGGUGGAGGCAGUCAUCCUGUUAGCACGGCUGGUGUUGGCAGGCCUGGGAUUGGUGACAUGGCCCGUACCCUUAUGGAUCGUCGCAAGAGAUGGAUCGAUUGCAUUGGUCCGGUCUUUAAGGACUGCAAGUCCACUGUGCCUGGUAAAGACGAGACUGUCUGGGAGCCUACGGCCAUGGCAGAUUUAGAGAAAGCAGAAUUGGAAGGCUGGGAUGAAGAGCAAGAGUGA